AUGCAGGACGAGACACUGCAGGACCUCUUGCACUAUGCCGCCAAGCAGGGCGUCCAGCUGACGGGCAUUGCACCUCGCCGGCUGCCCGGCCGUGGUUACGGUAUGGUCGCUGUCCGCGACGUCCUCGAGGGCGAGACCGUGCUAGUCGUGCCCACACGCGCCUUGCGUACGCUGGCGACGGUGCCCAAGGCUAUCUCGCGCACCCUGGACCGCGAUGUGUCGGUGCACGGCAUCCUGGCCGCGCACCUCGUGCUCGACGAGUCGGGCGACUACGCAGCCUGGGACGCUGUCUUGCCGACGCCUGAGGACUUGGAGGCCGGCAUGCCGCUGCUAUGGCCGACAAAACUGCGCGAGCUGCUGCCGACGCCGGCACGCAACGCUCUGCAGCGCCAGCAGACCAAGCUCAAUGCAGACUGGGCGGCCGUCAAGGCGGCGUUUGGAGACGGCGGCGCGGAGGGGAACAAGCAAGAGACGGACCGGGACCGGGACAGGGACAGAGACAGGGACAGGAGCAGUGACAAGGACAAGGACAAAAGGAAAGCCCUCACAAAGAGCGACUACGUCCGCGCGUGGCUGCUGGUCAACUCGCGUACCUUUUACUACACCACCCCGCGCUCCGAGGCGGCCCUGCCCAGCCACGACGACCGCAUCGCCAUGCAGCCCGUGGCCGACCUGUUCAACCACGCCGCCGACCGCGGCUGUCGUGCCGCCUACGCCGCCCAGGGCUUCUCGUUUGUCGCCGACCGCCCGUACAGCGAGGGCGACGAAGUGCCCAUCAGCUACGGCGCCCACGCCAACGACGCCCUGCUCGUCGAGUACGGCUUCGUCCUGGCCGACAACCGCUGGGACGAGGUCGCCCUCGACGCGGUCCUCGUCCCGCGCCUCGCGUCGUCCCCGCACGACGUUGUGCGCGACGACCUGGAGACCGCCGGCUUCUGGGGCAACUACAUGAUUGACGCCGCCACGCCGGGCGGCUGCUACCGCACACAGGUGGCCCUGCGGCGGCUGCUGUGCGGCAACGGUGCGGCCCAGCGGACGGCCUGGCUGCAGUUUGUCGAGGGCGGUGGCGACGAGGAUGAGGACGACGGGGACAAGGGAGACAAAGGACGAGACGAGCGUGAGAAUGUUCUCCUGGAAUGCCUAGACGACAUGGCCGAGUUGGCCCACAAGACGCUGACCAAGAUUGAGCGGCUGGCCAAGGCGAACGUCGGGACCGAGAGCCAGCGGAGCCUGUUGGCACUGCGGUGGCGGCAGGUCGAGGCCAUGGUGGCCCAAGCAGCCACGAAGCUGAGGGAGGGCGAGGAGGCAGGGGUCGUGGAGGAGGAGGGGACGAAACAGAAAGAGGAGACGAGGACGAAGACGAAAACAAAGAAAAAGGAAGGCACAAAGUGA
Molecule: messenger RNA, 1392 nt
Organism: Sporothrix schenckii 1099-18
Lineage: Eukaryota; Fungi; Ascomycota; Sordariomycetes; Ophiostomatales; Ophiostomataceae
Product: set domain containing protein
Exons: 1
Coding region: 1-1392 (463 amino acids)
Biological process (GO): peptidyl-lysine monomethylation
Molecular function (GO): protein-lysine N-methyltransferase activity; protein binding
Source: RefSeq, a predicted model, not a curated record